Molecule: messenger RNA, 1195 nt
Organism: Paralichthys olivaceus (Japanese flounder)
Lineage: Eukaryota; Metazoa; Chordata; Actinopteri; Pleuronectiformes; Paralichthyidae
Source: RefSeq, a predicted model, not a curated record
GGCAAAGAGAGGGGAAACUCUGGCCCCGUCCCGUUCUGCGCUUUUAUUGAGCGCUCCGAUCAUGCAGGAGUAAGAGUCCAGGUGGAGCAGCUCAGCGUUUCCAUACACGCCCGCUGCAGGGAAAGAAGUGAGGUCUCGGGCGAGAGUUACGCACGGAAUUACCAGGUUUUUUUGUGACGCCUGGAGGAUUACUUUGCUUUGGCAGGUUGGGAGAUUGUACACGGACACUCGGCUGACCUCCUCAACCAGCACACCAUCCAUCACGAUGAGAGCAUCACCCACCGCCAUCUGCCUCGCAGUGCUCCUCCUGUCCUGUGCUUGCUGGGCCAAGCCUAACGGAGCAAAGAACAAGAAACCAAAGCAAGUUGUUCCAGAGAUAGAGUGUGAUGUCAGAGCAGGAAAGAUCAACCUCCCAGAGUUCAUAGCCAAGUGUCCAGCCCACUGUAAAGAGACAAAGCAGCAAGUCUACGGGACGGGGGUGUUCGCCUCCAUCUCCAGCAUCUGCAACGCAGCCAUCCACAGCGGCGUCAUCACCAACACAGGAGGAAAGGUGAUCGUAAGGAAGAUGGCCGGCCAGAACAUUUACAAAGGCAGCAACUCCAACGGGGUGCGAUCUCUGUCUCUACCAAAGUGGAGGGAGUCUUUUGUUGUCUCAGUGGGGAAACCGAAGAAAGGAGUCAUCUACCCGUCAACUCUGGACUAUGUUCCUUCAAGACCAACCUACGUGAAGACAAGUCAAAAGGAGGCCACCACGCCGCUGUCGACCACACCUGAACCCACCACGACAACAACACCUGAACCCACCACCACCACACAGGCUGCAACCACCACCACCAGCACCACAACACCUCCGCCGCCAUCCACGACUACCAGAGCUCGAGCUGCUGUGCACAAAGUCAGGGAUGCAGGCAGCAGUCACCCGUACCUUGCCUCUGUGGCAGCGGCAAGUUCAAGGAAGACACAAAUCAGUCAAGGAAAGAGUCCCGGCCAAGUAUUCAGAGGAGGUGCCUAUCCGAAUAGAUUUCCACAGCGUGCCAGUACAGGUCUGCGCAGACAAGAGGCAGGGUCGGCUAUGAGGAGACAGCUAUCUUCUCCAGUCGGCCCAGCUUUUAACAGGGUUCAGCCAGCCCAACCAGAGCGGACUCCAACCAUGAGCCAGUCCAACCCUAGUAAGUAUCUCAAGAACCUGACAUGA